Molecule: messenger RNA, 1584 nt
Organism: Pleurotus ostreatus (oyster mushroom)
Lineage: Eukaryota; Fungi; Basidiomycota; Agaricomycetes; Agaricales; Pleurotaceae
Exons: 22
Coding region: 1-1584 (527 amino acids)
Biological process (GO): transmembrane transport
Cellular component (GO): membrane
Molecular function (GO): transmembrane transporter activity
Source: RefSeq, a predicted model, not a curated record
AUGCUGAUGAGGACCCCUCGACCGUCCUCCGUUGAAAAAGACAAUGACUCUCGCGAGGAGAAGGUGGUAUCGGAGUCGUCUGAGGAGGGUCUCGAUUUUGGCGGGGAGUCACGCCUUCCCCCGCCCCCCGUUCUAACCUCGGAGCAAGAAGCGAAGUUGUGGCGGAAGAUAGAUCUUCGGUUAAUGCCAAUAUUGAGUUUGAUGUAUCUCUUUUCAUUCCUCGAUCGAGGGAACAUUGGCAAUGCGAAGCUGCAAGGCUUAACCACCCAGUUGAACUUAAUCGGCAACGAGUACAACAUUGCCCUGACCAUGUUCUUUAUUCCGUACUGCAUUUUUGAAUGCCCAUCGAACCUCGUCUUGAAGAGAUUACGCCCGUCAAGAUGGCUUCCUGGUAUUACAGUCGCAUGGGGUACUGUCAUGACUCUCAUGGGGAUUGUCAAGACAUAUCCGCAACUCGUCGGCGUACGUAUCUGUCUAGGAGUAGCAGAGGCGGGCUUAUUCCCUGGUGUCGUUUAUUACCUUACACUCUGGUAUCCAAGACACAUGCUGCAAUAUCGGAUCGGCAUAUUCUUUGGCGCGGCAUCUGUAUCUGGCGCUUUCUCUGGCCUUCUGGCCUUCGGCAUCAGUUUCAUGUCAGGAACGAAGGGUCUGUUGGGGUGGUCGUGGAUCUUCAUUUUGGAGGGGAUUGCAACGGUAGCCGUAGGGAUUUUGGCAUUUUUCGUGCUUGUUGAUUUCCCCGUCAGCGCCAAGUUCUUGACACCGGAGGAACGAGCGUUUGUGGUUUGGAGAAAGAGUAUGUCUUUCUCGGAUUCGUACUCUCUCAAGGUCCGCUCAUCAUCGACAGAAUAUGAUAGUUCUUCUGUCGGCGAGGAGGAGCGGUUUGCAGCUCGUCAUAUUUGGGCCGCCUUCAAAGAUUGGCAGGUGUGGCUCCACGUCUUUGUAUACUUAUCCGUUAUCACUCCACUCUUCGGCAUUACACUCUUCCUCCCGUCUAUCAUUAACUCCUUUGGACAUACUGCAGCCAUCAGCCAACUACUUACAGUGCCGCCUUACGUCUUUGCCACUAUUGUUCUCGGCUUCUUUGCAUACUAUUCUGAUAAGCUCCGGCUACGAUCUGUGUUUAUCCUUGCCGGUCUAUUAAUGUGUCUGGUCGGCUUCGCAAUAAACAUAUCCGACGCACCCAGCGGCGUGAAGUAUUUUGGGACGUUCCUGGUCGUCGGAGGAAGUUACGCUGCAUUCCCUGGAGUCGUUGCAUGGAACGGAAAUAACUUGGCUGGUCAAUACAAGAGGGGUGUCGGCAUGGCGCUUCAAAUCGGCGUUGGUAACCUUGGAGGCGCCGUUGCAUCGAACAUCUACAGAGCGCAGGAUAGUCCUCGAUAUCUCGUUGGCCAUGGUGUCGAGCUGCUCUUUGUUGGCAUUGGUCUCAUUUGUGUGCCGCUAAUUGUCGGAUUGUACACUGUAAUCAAUCGGAGAAGGGAUGCCGUGGAGAAAGAGGUGCUAGAAAAGGGAGAAACGAAGAAAAUUUCCCCACAGGAGCUGAGGGAACUCGGCGAUAGAGGUCCAGAAUUUAGAUACAUGCUGUGA